UGUUGUCUCCUUGCCUGCAUGAUGAGCGAUGGGCUUGUGGCCACGUUGGGCUCCUUGGACUGCAGCUGGCGGGUGGAGAAGUUGAGGCCGUCCCAGGACGCGCUGACCAUGUUGACCACAUUGGCGUGGACCACCGUGAAGUGGGUGAGGCGCCGCGGGGCGAUGCGCAGCGUGCUCAGGUUGUUGUACAACGCAGACGCGCUGUUCUUAAUCUGGAUGCUCUUCUCUUUGUGAUACAUCGAGAAGGUUACACGGCGGUAUAAAUGUAUGUAAUCCUAAAAAUAAGGUGCCCUAUUGCAGACAGAGGGGCUGUUUUAUACCAAUGACGUCACUGGUUUCUGGCUACACAGCUUGGUCUCUUAGCAUUAGCCUUAGCAUUAGCAGCUAGGUGGUUGUUAGCAAGAAGCCACCGGGAACUAUGACGUUCAAAUGUCAAAAAUGACACGGUAACUGCUGUUUAUUAAAGCGUCCAUGCAGCCGUCUAACACUUAGUGCUGUCUUUAUCUGAAAUUACUAGUGCAAGGUGACGUAAGCGCUUCUUUCCAGGCUAAAACCCUCGGCGUCUCCCGCAGCCAUAGAGACAACGCCGCCAGGUCGCGUGACGUCACCGUCACGUGUUGCGUUGCUAGGGAACCCGUCGACACACCAGGAAGUGGACGCCAAAAGGAAGAUUGUCGCGUUUACUCAGUCCAAAAUAAUUCAAGGGUCGCAGGGGGUGCUGGAGCCUAUCUCAGCUGCAUUCAGGCGGAAGGCAGCGUACACCCUGGACAAGUCGCCACCUCCAGUUUUUCAAUAAUCCAAUGACCAAAACAUACACUGACCAAUUACCCACUAUUUGGAUGGUUAUUUAGAUAAAAAAAUCUUGUAUCAUAUUUAAAAGUAAAACAGACUAUGUAGCGUUCUCAACCAAUUAACACUUGAAUUUACUUCAAUAAAUACAAUAAUAGAGACUACACGUGAUGUACAAAUUACAUCACACACAUGAAAGUUAUUUUCAAAUUAACCACAGCCAGCAUGCUGUUGCACUGCUUACUGCAGGUAUAACAUUCACCAAUAGAGUGUACUAAUGUGUUUUUAAAAAAUAUUUUCAGACAGGAUUUACCAUAUUGCCUUACAUUCACACGUUUCCAAAACAAUAGGUACAGUAAUAAUCAUAUUUUAACUGACACAAUCUGAGAAAUGUGUGUUUGAUACUGUAUUGUAGUUUGCAGUAGCAAAUGACUGCACUGCUUGAUUUUGAGAAGUGUUACUAAUAUUUUUACUUUGUUACUAUUGUUACUUUCUAUUCUAUGCUAUUCUAUAUUUUACCCCUUUUAUUGAAGCUAAAAUAGGACAAACAAAAACCCGCGAGGAUGUCCCGCUCUGCAGCCAAAGCGCAAGCUGACAAAAGUAAGGCCCCUGCCCGGGUGAGCCCACCUCAGCCCCAUGAGCCGGAGGAGGAAGACAUUAUUCCUGGUUGUCUAACUCGGAGCCAAUGGAUGGAUAUGCUGAGCCGUGAGGAAGCAGAAGACUUAGUUGGCGAGAUAAUGGCCGAAUUGAUGAGCCGGGUCAUGGAAGGCUGUUACAAUGUGCACAUUAAAAGACAGGUAGCAUCUUUCACUGCAUUCUGGGCCAAAGUUUACUUCAUACAAACUUUGGAGCAUCACCUCAUGUGCCGAGAUAAAUGGGAAGAUGCGAUGGAAUUAACCAGAACAGAGGACUCUGAACCAAGGCCAAUCACUCCAGAUGUCUGGUCUGAAGGAUGCUUCCCAGUAAUACAUGGAAUGCCUCAAGCUGAGCCUACACCACCAAAGAUUAUUCAGAAAUCUGAUAUCUGCAAAUCCCUUGGACCACCUGAACCUAGAACAAGCCAGCAAAAUAAUCCUGUGCCGCAAACAAGCGUCUCUCCGAAGCCAUCUGUUGCCAAAAAAAGUCCGAGCAGGUCUGUCGGUGGUGAGAAGAUAAGUAACGAACCAAGUCCUCGCCCCAAACAAGACUCUCAUCCUAAGAAAAAGCAAAAAGCUUGUUUGACCCCAAAACUUGCCCCUGAAACUGUUCUGCCACCCGUGUCUUGUUUGGCAGGAAAACUGGAAACCAAAGGUGACAAUAAAGUCCCUUCUGUUUCUAAACAUACAGCCGGGUCAUCACAACAACAACACAAAAGUCGAUCCGUACGGAAGCCUGAGCAUAAUUCAAUGGCCAAUUACUGGAUCACUCCUCAGUAUGAGAUCGUGAACAAAAGGAGAAAAGCUGUCAAAAAAAGUGAACUUCCCGAACCACAGCAGUCUGACAUGGAAACUUCAUGGAAUUCUGCUAGCAGUGCUGAACCAGCAAAACCUGCAAGUAGGACGGGUGUUCAGCGGGGGAAGUUGUCUCCCAUAAAGGACAAGAUUAUCACGGGAGCUCUGAGGUUGGACACCAUGCAUUUAGCAAAAGGUGUUUCUCUCAUUGAUCGUCAGAGAACAACAGCGGGCCCGGUGGCGUUCAUGUCACAAGCUCAGUCUGCCAAGUUGCGGCCGAUACAAACUGAUGCCGUAAAAUCGCAAUUUUCCGUGGAUCAGUUGACCGCCGGUCCUCCACCUCAGGUUAUACCAUGUUUGACGCGGCCUGAGAAAUUUGACUUGUGAUAAAAAUAAUAUGGAGAUACACAAAUAGAUGUGCAUACAUUUUGGCUGUAUAGAGCAAAAUCAAGACAUUAUAUAUACUCAGUGUCGGUGCUAGGAAUUUAAAAAAAUGGGGGUCCCUGGGACCCCAUCAAGUCAUAAAAAUGGGGUCCCAGAGUACAUUUUGGGGUCCCACUUUUUUGUAACCGUUUUGAAAACAAAUGAUAAAUGUAUGCAUUAUCCUGUUAUAUCUCACAUUCUAUAUUGUGUUUCGGAAAAAGGUUGUCAUAAACGUUACUUAAUUCCUUAAAACAAUAAUACAAAAGAAAACAAUUUUUUAUGCAUAUGCACAUUUAUUCAGUUAUUCAUUCACUUUCUUCUUUCCUUCAUGGAUCUAAACUUUACCGCUGCCGCCCCAAAAUCAAAGUUCUCUGGCUGACAAAGACCACUGACACAUCUCAUCUUUGUAUAUUUUACUACUUAUGGGCAUUACAUAUAUCAAAAUCAA
This is a messenger RNA of Entelurus aequoreus (snake pipefish), 3090 nucleotides long. RefSeq lists its product as uncharacterized. The record is from RefSeq and is a predicted model, not a curated record. The coding region runs from base 1353 to 2606 and encodes 417 amino acids. NCBI's taxonomy places the organism in Eukaryota, Metazoa, Chordata, Actinopteri, Syngnathiformes, Syngnathidae. The transcript has 4 exons.